This is a messenger RNA of Anguilla rostrata (American eel), 1213 nucleotides long. It is a transcript of the gene cd79a, whose product is annotated as CD79a molecule, immunoglobulin-associated alpha. Bases 152 to 859 code for a protein of 235 amino acids. Gene Ontology annotation, biological process: B cell differentiation; B cell receptor signaling pathway. NCBI's taxonomy places the organism in Eukaryota, Metazoa, Chordata, Actinopteri, Anguilliformes, Anguillidae. The transcript has 5 exons. Gene Ontology annotation, cellular component: B cell receptor complex; external side of plasma membrane. The record is from RefSeq and is a predicted model, not a curated record.
UUAGUCAUACGCAAACGAGGGGAGGAGCCAUAGGGACCGUAUUAGAAGGGGAACGACGCAGGAAACAGCGUCUGAGAGAGAAAUGCACAGGACCCUUCGCACCUGUUCACUUCUGCCAUUGCAAAAGUGAACUUGAUCUUCAUGAGAAAAGAUGAUCCUCAGAAGCAUCCUCCUCCUUCUGUGGUGCGCUGAUGUUACCCAUGGCAACCUGGAUAAAGUUACGCUUUACAAAGAUCAGCCUUUGUUGCGGGCCGAGGUCUCCAGCACAGCUCAACUGCUGUGCUGUUAUAACGGGUCCGCGGUUAAGCACGUAUGGGUGGUUACUGUCACCGGGCGCGUGAACAACGGGACCAAUUACAACAGCACGACUCGCAAAGUGGAGAUCGACGAAGUUAGGCUGAGUCAGCCCGAAACAAACGUAACGCGUGAUGGGACACCGUGUCACAUGCUCGAGGUGAAAGAGGUGCACCCGAAUGACACUGGGCUCUACCGGUGCCUCCUCAGCGGCACCGGCCCGCAUACCCACACCUACACCCACGGAACCUACCUGCAGGUCUACAUGCGAACGUCCAAGAUUCUGAACAUCAGCGAGAGCGCCAAGAACAGGAUCAUCCUGACCGAGGCGAUCCUGCUCCUCCUGUGUGUGCUAGUGCCCGGAAUCCCGCUUUUGUUCAAGAAAAAGAAACUCAAUGAGCUGGAAAAGAAGAAGAACACGGAAGAGGAAGAGAACAUUUACGAGGGACUGAACCUGGACGACUUCACCUCCACCUACCACCAGAUCCAGCGCUCCCAGGUUUGCAGCCCCUACCAGGAUGUGGACAAUGUGCAAGGGGAAGACUUUCAGCUGGAGAAACCGUAAAGGAGGCGUGGAGAUGAGUGAUGGGAGAUGAGCAGUCAGUGCAUAGGAGGUGCACAGUCUAGUUUGGAGGGAGUGCAAGAGAGAUUUUGUAAGACUCCUCAGAGAGAAAGAUAAAUGAAUAUUUUACAAGUCUGCUUUGGUAAUUAUCUUUGGCAACAAGCCACUUUUCUGCUAAUUUCAUACAACUUUAAUGAACUAGUUUUGCUGCCUAAACCCCCUGCUGAGACUUCUGUUUGACAGAUGUAAUAUAAUAAUGACAAUUCAAUAAUUGCAUGAUGAUUUAGAAAUGCUGUGACUGUGAAUUUGAACCAAUAAAACCAUUUGAUUUAAGGGUGGAUUUCCAUCAACAAUGUU